AGCUAACCGUCUGGAAAAGAGGAUAAAAAAACCUUAUAGCCCAAAAAUUUAGCUGCGGCGCACUCUGAUUCCAUUUCAUGCGUUGGCUAAGAGAUUUACAAUGCAGCUUUUCCUCUUCCUAGCAGCCUUGCUGGCCGUGGCAGGUCGAGUCAACGCGGCGCCUCUCUCUGAAAAAGACUCGCAGCUCCAUAACAAGCGAUCAUUCGUUGAACGCGAUGGCGUCAAUUACACAGUGUUUGAACACGCAGCUACGGGUGCACGAAUGGAAUUUGUGACGAAUUCUGGCAUCUGCGAGACUACAAAGGGUGUCAACCAGUAUUCCGGAUACUUUUCUGUGGGCUCGAAUAUGAACAUGUGGUUUUGGUUCUUUGAAGCCAGAAACAACCCAACUACAGCGCCUCUUGCAACAUGGUUCAAUGGUGGACCCGGUUGUAGCAGCAUGAUCGGUCUUUUUCAGGAAAAUGGGCCAUGCCAUUUUGUUGACGGAUCAUCCACACCCUCACUGAAUCAAUAUAGCUUCAACAAUUAUGCCAAUAUGUUGUAUAUUGAUCAACCAAUUGGUGUUGGCUUUUCAUACGGAACUGAUUCGGUUGAUUCAACGGUCACUGCAGCUCCGUACGUGUGGAAGUUGAUCCAAGCCUUUUUCGCCCAAUUUUCACAGUAUGAGAAUCGUGACUUUGGAAUCAUGACCGAAAGCUACGGUGGUCAUUAUGGCCCUGAAUUUGCCGAAUAUUUCCAACAACAAAAUACUGCGAUUUCUCAAGGCUCUGUACAAGGAGAGAAGAUAAAUCUGAUAGCUCUCGGCAUAAAUAAUGGUUGGUUUGAUGCCAAGCUCCAGUACAAGGCCUAUGUCGACUUCAGCUACAAUAACACAUACUCUCCCUUGAUCUCCGCCUCGCAAUACAAGUCGUACAUGAACAGCUAUAACAGCAACUGCGCACCAGCCGUGCAAUCCUGCUAUAGCUCAGGUUCAAAUUCGGCUUGCGAAAAUGCUGAAAAUGUCUGUUACCAGGACAUCGAGGGGCCUCUAAGUGAAAGUGGCAAUUUCGACGUCUAUGAUAUCCGGGAGCCGAGCAAUGACCCAUAUCCACCUGAAACAUACGUAAACUAUUUGCAGAGCUCAAGCGUGGUCAAAGCCAUUGGAGCUCAGACAACUUACCAAGAAUGUCCGAACGCCCCGUAUAACAAGUUUGAGUCAACGGGAGAUGAUUCCCGCUCUUUUAUCAGCCAGCUCAGCGAUGUUGUUUCGUCAGGAGUCACCACGUUACUUUGGGCGGGUGAUGCUGAUUGGAUUUGCAAUUGGUUUGGUGUUCAGGCUGUCGCGGAAUCAGUGAACUAUUCGGGUGCGUCUGCGUUCAAAAACAAGGCUCUGGCCCCCUACACAGUCAACGGCGCCUCGGCCGGCACGUUCAAAUCAGUCAAUAAUUUUUCGUUCCUCCGAGUCUUCGGUGCCGGCCAUGAAGUCCCAUACUAUCAGCCAGCUGUUGCGCUUCAAGUUUUUGAACAAAUCAUGCAAAGGAAAUCCAUAUAUUCGACUUAG
Molecule: messenger RNA, 1540 nt
Organism: Xylona heveae TC161
Lineage: Eukaryota; Fungi; Ascomycota; Xylonomycetes; Xylonales; Xylonaceae
Product: putative carboxypeptidase S1
Exons: 4
Coding region: 101-1540 (479 amino acids)
Biological process (GO): proteolysis
Cellular component (GO): fungal-type vacuole
Molecular function (GO): serine-type carboxypeptidase activity
Source: RefSeq, a predicted model, not a curated record